Messenger RNA from Neofelis nebulosa (Clouded leopard), 5808 nucleotides. It is a transcript of the gene CLEC4A, whose product is annotated as C-type lectin domain family 4 member A. Lineage: Eukaryota; Metazoa; Chordata; Mammalia; Carnivora; Felidae. The record is from RefSeq and is a predicted model, not a curated record. The coding region runs from base 2284 to 3000 and encodes 238 amino acids. The transcript is spliced from 6 exons.
GUGAUUAUUCUCGGGAGGAGGGUGUAUGCACACACACAGGCAAGUGUGCAAGUACUUGUAGAGUCUAGUAAUUUGCUAGAAAAUUUGCAAGAAUUAGCUCUUCCCUCUCUUGCCUCUUUUCAAAACCCUUUCCUUUUCCUUACGAAACAAUUCAGUCCUAAAUGAAACAUUAGGUAGAGCAGAACAAGGUAGGUGUCUGUUGUAGGGUGGGGUGGGAGAGCAACAGUGGUCUGGUGCAGGUUGUCAGAGCUCAGGCAGGGUGAGAAGGGUGACUUUGCAGGGGGGUUGGCUUGAUGGUGGUGCUGGAGCCUGAAAGAGUGAGGAGAACAUCCCUGCAGGGAUUGGAAAGUGUUUCGGGCAUCAGACCCUAUGCAUCCCGAGGAGAAUGUCCACACGUGGCAACGGCCUGGUGUAGGGUGUCAGAAGCAGCCUGGUCUGGAGUGCCAGGGCCUGAAAGGUGAAGAAGACAUCUAUGUGGUGGGGAGGCCAGGUGCAGGGAGCUCAAGCAGGAUGGUCCUUGCUGGGAGGUGGGGGACCCGGCACGGGUCAGGAAAGUGGCAGGCCCGGUGUGGGUUUCAGAAGCCGAACGGGAUGAGGAAGCCGUCCACAUGGUAGCGUAGCCCUGCGUGGGGACUCAGAGCCCAGGGAGGGCGAGGAGAGCUUCCACACAUCAGGGUGAUCUCGUGUUGGGUUUUAGAACCUGAGUAGGGUAAGGAUGGGUUCCAGGUGGGUGUUAGGGAGCCGGCAUCAGAAGUCAGAGUCUAGGCAGAGUGAGGAGGGAUUUCCUAUGGAGGAUGGCCCAGCGUGGGGUCAGACCUGAGCAAGUUGAGGAUGAGGUCCAUGGGGGUUGGCUGGCUCUGUGCAAGAACACCCAAGCAGGUUAAAGGCCCCAGUAGUAAUGUUGGCCUGGAUUGGCAAGUCAGAGCCCCGUCAGGAAGAGAAGAGCAUCUUAGAGGAGGGAAUGGCAAAGAUAGAAAAUUGACUAAACGUGUUUAUUACUCAAAUAACAAAAUAAAUAAGUAAGUAAGUAAGUAAAAGACAAUGGAAGCCGGUUUCUUACUGUAACAGAAGGGAGAAAUGUGGAAGGGAGAAAACUAGAAUGAACUCCUUAGCGUUGGAUUGGAAUUAGAGGUUAUUAGUGUGAAUGCACGGUUUUCAAUGUACCUUGAUAUGGAAAGAUAGAGGUAAGUGUGUGUGUGUGUGUGUGUGUGUGUGUGUGUGUGUGUGUGUUAUGCAGGAGAUGGAGGAGUUUGGUGCAGGAGAUUAAAAGAAGGAGGAUCCUUUGGGGAGAGCUGAAUCUAGGGAGUGAGCUUUCAAGAGCACAUCUCGGAAGGUUCUGAACUGAAGGAUUCUUUUUUUGGAAUGCUUUCCUCUUGUCCUUUGGAAAAAGUCACAUUUGUCACUGACUUUAUCUCCUAAUUUGUGACUCUAUUAAAUUAUCUUAACUUGUUAAAAAACAGUCACAUUGGCCUGUAGUCUUUUUGUUGCGGUGGUGUAAGGGAUUAAAGGGAUGGAGAAGGGUGGUGUGCAGGCUGGCCUAUUCCACUAACAUCCAGCAAAGAGAGCUGCUUUCAGGAGCUUCUGGAAGCGACUAUAUCAAAAUGAAUGGAGAUCCAUGAAAGAGUCAGUUAAGAACAGGGAAAAGCAGAGAGCACUGGGGAGCAGCUUCAGAACACGUAUGAUGUAAGCUUUGACUUCCCUCCUACAUACACUCUUGAAAGUGGGGAGGCUGACACAUGAGUUUUUUGUCAAUGAUCCUCUUAGAAUGUGGUCACCAAAAGUUGCCUGAUCAGCCACACGUGAUGAGAAUACAACAUGAAUGAAUCUAUGCCCAGAUUGGUCUAUAAAUAAUUAUGUUUGCAUACAGAUGUACACAAAUACAUGAAGUUCAUUCUUGGCUGGUGAGCUCAGAUAAUACAAGUCUCAGAAAAGCGUUCUCUAACUGCUUAGUUUCUCUAUGUCUUUCCUUCCUAUAUAUAUUUUUAAAUCUACCCUUUGAGUUCCUACUUUACAUUUCCUUGUUACAUUUAUAAAUUUAUGAGAAGUUCCUUAUUACAUUUGCUGACGUAUGUUCAAAUGCUAUGAUUCUCAUCGUGCUGAUCCUGGAGAUUUGGCCUCUGAGGUUGCUAAUUUUCACGAGAUUCCUCUCAGAGUUAUUUGCCUAUAUGGGGCCCCUGUUCUUGAUAGGAAGUAUGACAAAUUGCCACCAUGUUUGGGUUUUAUUUUAAGAUGUUUUAAGGAAGAGAUGUAAAGGAUUUUUUGAAGAGAAGAUUUCUUCUCGAUAUGACUUCAGAGACCACUUAUGCUGAAUUGAGUUUCAAAAAUGAAUCCAAGUCCUCAGGCACCAAAGAAAGGCCUCCUGCAGCUCCCAAAGAGAAGACCAGCCUGAACAAAAGUAAUCCCAAUUUUCCCAAGCUACUUUUUGCCUCAUUGCUGGUGCUUCUGCUGCUAUUGGCAAUCUCAUUUUUUAUCGCUUUUAUCAUUUUCUUCCAAAAAUAUUCUCAGCUUCUUAAAGAAAAAAAGACUGCAAAAGAGCUCCCUCACACGGAAUUGGAAUGCCUGAAAGAGAAUGUGACCAUGGAAGGGAAAGAUUGGAGCUGCUGCCCAAAGGAUUGGAAGCCAUUUAGUUCCAACUGCUACUUUAUUUCUAAUACAGUAAGAAAUUGGACGGAGAGUGAGAAGAACUGCUCAGCAAUGAAGGCUCACCUGCUGGUGAUCAAAACCAAGGACGAGCAGGAUUUUAUCAUCCAGAACGUGGAUACGUCUCCUGCUUAUUAUAUAGGGCUGUCAGACCCAAAGGGAAAAAGAGAUUGGCAAUGGGUUGAUCAGACACCCUACAAUGAAAGUGUCACAUUUUGGCACUCAAGUGAACCCAGUAAUCUUAAUGAGCGUUGUGUUAUAUUACAUUUUCGUCAUCAACUGAGAGAAUGGGGCUGGAAUGAUGUUCUUUGUAAUGAAGAUCACAAGUCACUUUGCAAGAUGACGAAGAUCUACUUAUGAAUGGGACAUUCUGCAUGAACAUGUGGUUGAAUUGGAACCCGCCAUUUAUAGAGAUAGCUAAUUUGCUCUUUUUAUUCAUGUGUAAAUCUUGUGGAAGGAAGCUCCAUAGAAGUUUUCCAUUGGCUGUCACCUUUUCCAUUUAUGAGAGAAUCAGUAUACGCAUUCAUUCAUUUCUUCCUUCUCCAUGUGCAGAGAUCAUAUUUCUGCAGACACAUGGAGGAAGCAUGAGCCUCCUUUCCUAAUUUUAAGGAGUUAGGCAUUGACGUAAUUGUAUAUGAUAUUGGUAUGAUUAUAUGAUGGGUUCCUCUCUCUGUCUGGAUUUUUUUUUUUUUUCCACGAGAGUGAUCAAAAGCAGAAUAAUCCCAACUAUUACUUUCCAUUUCUCUCAGACAUUUAUCAGCUUUAACUGAAGCAUGUUAUGUGCCAGUUGGAAUAUGAUACACAUCAAUAGAAUUUAGUUUCUGGCUUUGGCCCAGUAGACCAUUUGGGAUUCUUAGCAUUCUCUGCUCAUUCUUGGACUGUCACUUAACAUCAGGGUGCACUCAGAGGGAAAUCAAAAACAACAUUAGAGAUUUAGAAGUUAUUAUUAGUGAGUUGACAUAGAUGUAUAAUCAUUAGGUAGUCUGAUAGUUUUUGGUUUUUUUUUCCUUAAGUUUUAUAGUUUCUGUGUGUAGAUUGCCACUCAAAAUGGCUCCUGGUUUAUUUGUAUUCCCUUUUGCACUGAAUUUUUACAGAUCAUUUUAUUUCAACUACAACAUAAAAUAGAUUUAUAAUGAAGCCUGUUAUUCAUUGCUUUCAUAUGCUAAUUAUAAUUGAUCAUAGUAAAGCUGAUUCUAGCCAUGGCUAUCCAAGUAUGACUUCUUGAGAUUAUGCCCCGAUUAUCUUGAUACAACUGAGUAAUUACAUUUGCCACUCAUUUCCUGACUGUAUCUAAAAAGGAGUUGUUUUUAUACAGGUCUGAUCUUAUCCAUAGUAUGUAGAACUUACCAGUUUACUCCUCGGAGAGCAACUUACAAUCAUGGAAGAAUUCCAGGGAAGCUUUAUUGACAAAGAGUUUUCCUCACUAUUAUUUCAAUAAUAAGGGGUUGGAAUGAAGAGCAAAAAGAACCACUUUACGAAAUGCUUUUGAUUUUCAGAAUAGAGGGUGUGCUUGAACUGGAGUGCAAGGAGAGUGGUGACAUUAGUCAUUGCUGGAACUUUCUCUGAUCUCCACCUUAUAUCUUAUGAAUGUGGUUCAGAUCCUAUUUUCUUUAAUUUUCCAUAAAGCACCACUAAAUCAAGAUUGUGGGUAACAGAGUUUAUGUAAGAUUUGUGUUUAAAGAGUGAUAUUAAAGUGAAGAGGCAUCCAGCUGACUUCAAAUCAGUGGACAGAAUUUUGAAAAAUAAAGUUGCUUUAAGCCACUAAAGUUUUGGGGUGGUUUAUUAUUUAGCAAUGUAUACCUGAAACACCUGUGAAUUACAUUGCGGAUUUGAACCAGAUUCUGCAAAAUAAUGAAACAUAUUCAAUCACAUUGGUGUCUCUGAAAAGAUUGACAGUUUUUGGGUUUUUCUUGUGGGUUUUUUGGGGGAGAAUAUCUCGAGAACUGGUGGGCACUGCCUUUUUUGCUGUGACUCUCAGCCAUUCUGUGCUUCUAGUAACCCACCCUCAAACUCGAGCCAUUUGUGAAAGCAAUUUUUAAAAAAAUUUUUAAAUGAUUAUUUAUUUUUGAGAGAGAGAGAGACAGAGUGUGAGCAGGGGAGGGUCAGAGAGAGGGGAACACAGAAUCUGGAACAGGCUCCAGGCUUUGAGCUGUCAGCACAGAGUCUGACACGGGGCUCAAACCCACCAACUGGAAGAUCAUUACCUGAGCUGAAGCCAGACGUUUAACUGACUGAGCCACCCAGGUGCCCCAAAAGAUUGACAGUUUUAAAGUGAGAGUAGGUUAAUUUUAUCAUUAAGUGAAUAAAAUGCAAAAUUAAAGUGUUUGUUUUUUAUACAAUUUAAUUCUUACUCUUGUGUUGUGGGCAUAUUAUAUUACAUCAGAGGUAUGUGGUUCUUAAAGUUCAGUAUAUUAAGUGUGCAUAUAUAAUUUUUUUCAAAUAUUAAGUAUGAGCAAACAAAAAUUGUUUUCAGACCACUAUUCUAGAAGAUGGAUUUGAAAAUGCUUGAUUGAAGUUUAGGUAAUUGUUCCAUCUGAGGUAAAAGAAAAAGAAAAAUACAAGCUACAAACAAAACUAUUUGAAGAAAGUUGUGUUUAUGUUGGUUUAUUAAGAAGAUACAUUUAAACCUAUGGAUGAAAUAUACUUAGAAUUUUAGUAUCUAUAUUCAUUUUUAUGUUGCUAUUAAAAACAAACAUAUAAAUAAAUAAAUAAAUCUACCAACACCUAAAGCCCUUUUAGUCAACCUGCCACUUAGUAAAUGGAAAAGGAAGCAGAAGCUGUGGAAUAUUCAGUACUGGGGAAAAUACUUUUGCUCAGUGGAGUUAAAAUGAUCAGCCUGGAUGAUUUUUCUGAAGCUGGGCAUCUGCUGACACAUGACAAACCCUUCUGAGCCUGUUAAUAUUCAUUUUGUCUUGAUGAUAAUACUGAAACAUGAAUUAAUAAUAGUUUUGUCUUUGCCAAUAUGGAAAUCAUCAAUGGUACCCACCUUGUCAGAGAUGAAUUCAGUGACUCAGGCGGGGAAAAAAUAAUGUCACAAUUCAAAUGUAUUAAGCCAUAUGUUCAGUAUGUGUUUAAUUAAAUCAACCACAUUUUCUCUACACAAUGGAAUGCUCUGCAUUAGUUAAAAUUGUUGCAAAUGGAAGCACAUAAUAAAGAACCAGUAGUUAG